AUGUUUGAGAUAUCUGUCACAUAUUUGCCAAAACUCGUGUUCUUGACCUUUUCUGCUUCUGUGUUAGCCAUGGCGCUAUCGCACUUGUCAAGGUUCCUUGGCCUCAGGCCGCCAUCUCCAACCCAAGACACAAAGUCUCCUGUCAGGGCUCUGCCUGCGUCCUGGUACACCUCCGAGGACAUGUACGAGCUCGAGAGGCGAGCAAUCUUUUCAAAGAAAUGGCUUCUUACCACACACAAAAUAAGACUUCCAAACUCCGGGGAUUGGCUGCGAUAUGAAGUUGCGGGCUUCCAGUUUAUCAUCACUAAGGAUCGCACUGGGACUAUCAACGCAUUCCACAACGUUUGUAGGCACAGAGCCUUCCCAGUUGUGACUGAAAAUAAGGGCAACAACAGUAUCCUUGCUUGCAAAUACCACAACUGGUCUUACGGCCUCAACGGCAAACUUACCAAAGCACCAGGAUAUCAGGAGUUGGAAGGCUUUGACAAAUCCCAAAACGGUCUGCUUCCGAUUCACGUUCACAUCGAUACCAAUGGAUUCAUUUGGGUGAACCUAGACACCGCUCAAAAGCCAAGUAUCCCUUGGAACGAUGACUUCAAUGGCAUCGACGAGCAAGCCAGGUUCAAGAAGUACAAUUUUGACGAGUACCAAUUUGACCACACUUGGGAGAUGGAGGGUGAAUACAACUGGAAGAUCCUAGCAGACAACUACAACGAAUGCUACCACUGCCCAACUACACACCCAGACAUACCGACCAUCGCAGAUCUCAGUGCAUAUGGCGUCGUUACAGAAAACGGCUAUAUUCAACACCUCGGCAACCCUACCCCAGAGCAGAUUGCACGAGGGUUCAAUGUGGCUGCCACAUACUACUUCCCAAAUGCGUCGAUGAACGUGUCGCCGCACUUCUUCUUCAUGCAGAGGUUCGUGCCUAAGGGCCCCAACAGGUCGGUUAUGAGUUACGAAGUCUACCGAAACAAGAAUUCGAGCGACGAGGACUUCCAAGUCAUCAACGACAUCUACAAGCGAAUCAUGUCAGAGGACAAGUAUCUCUGCGCCAACGCACAACAGAACAUCAAUGCUGGGGUGUUUGUCAAUGGUGAACUACACCCGCGGUUGGAACAAGGGCCCCUGUUCUUUCAAAAGUCGGUACGCGAGCUCGUUACCGCCCACCAUAAACAGGAGCAACAGGCCAAGCGCGAGAUAUGGCCAGCUCGUCAGUCUUUGCCGCGGACCGCAGAUGUCAGCGAAAAAGAUCUGGGCUUUUGUUCAGCCGUGGACUGUUCAGCUUUGAAGAUGGAGGGUCUUGCUUGGUAG
Neoarthrinium moseri is the source of this 1314-nucleotide messenger RNA. RefSeq lists its product as uncharacterized. Gene Ontology annotation, molecular function: iron ion binding; 2 iron, 2 sulfur cluster binding. Lineage: Eukaryota; Fungi; Ascomycota; Sordariomycetes; Amphisphaeriales; Apiosporaceae. The coding region runs from base 1 to 1314 and encodes 437 amino acids. The record is from RefSeq and is a predicted model, not a curated record. The transcript is spliced from 2 exons.